Ambispora gerdemannii is the source of this 1266-nucleotide messenger RNA. The record is from the annotation of a GenBank genome assembly. Lineage: Eukaryota; Fungi; Glomeromycota; Glomeromycetes; Archaeosporales; Ambisporaceae.
AUGAGUGGGACUACAGCCGAGCAAGAACAGACACAAAAACCUAAACCUAAUUAUAGCUCUGCUUUACCUACCAAAUCUAUCCUCACUCAUUCCUCGUCGCGUAGUCGAUUUCGAGGGGGUAAAUCUACGGCACAAAAUCACGAAUUGUGUGAUUCUUGUCAUGGAGCAGGACACCUGAUUUGUUGUGACGGGUGUCCUAGAGCUUUUCAUUUUUUAUGCGUUAAUCCACCUCUCGACUACAAUAAUCCCCCUGAGGGAAACUGGUAUUGCGUCGUGUGUAGUGUUGAAAGGAAUCCUCCUCCGAAAGCACCGCCUGGUCUCUUUUCUGAACUUUUUGAUCAUGUGCGUAGAACUAAUCCUGUUCAAUUUGAAUUACCCGCAUGGAUUAAAGAUUCAUUUGAAGGAGUUGCAACCGAGCCUACGGGUCAUUAUGUAGAUAAUAAUACCAAAAAGUCUCCAAGAUUAGAUAAAUAUGGUAUGCCUGUCGAGCCUGAUUACACUCAAUUACAAGACGAAAAAGGCAAUUUUAUUUAUUGUCAUUGGUGUCGCAAACCUCCCUCGCGCCAAAAGCCUGCGAUACCCUGCGAUUAUUGUCCAAUGUAUUGGCAUUUGGAUUGCUUGGAUCCACCAUUAGUCAAACGUCCGAGUUUAUAUAAAAAAUGGAUGUGUCCAUGCCAUGUUGAUCAUCUCCUACCAAAAGUUCGCCGAUUAAAGAGUUCAAAGGAUGAUUUAACGGAAAUUUUAGGAUCAGAUAAUACAGCACUAGCCUUUGAGACUGGAGAAUAUGAUGAAGGUGGAAAAUAUAUUGUACCCGAAAUAUUACGAGAACAGAUGAAAGCAAGGGCAGCAGCCAGAAAUUCAGAUUGGGAUCCUUUAGGUUAUCCUGUUUCAGAUCAUGAAGGAGAUGAGUUCGAAAACGAAUCCGUUGAGAAUCAAACGGAACUUAAUGAUGAUGUAGAUGUUGGCGGCGAUUUGUCAGAUGGAGUGUCAGAGUUAACAGACAUAUCAGAUAUUCAGUCGAUAAUAAGCGAUUUAUCAGAUACAAAACCCGAAGAUGGAAAGCCUGAAGAAUCGAAAAACGAAAAUGUUGGUGCUAAAGUGGCAACUGUUCGAAGUUCUCAGGAAAGAAAGAGGAAUUGUAAGGAACGUGGAGACGAUGGCGAUGACAAUCAUAAUGCUGAAGAAGGGGCUGGCAAAAAACGAAGGAAGAUGUUCGAUAAAGGAUCCGACAAUUUAUGGCUUUUGGUUAAUGCUGCCUUGCCAUAA